Messenger RNA from Colletotrichum spaethianum, 1836 nucleotides. Its product is annotated as ABC1 family protein MCP2. Gene Ontology annotation, biological process: lipid homeostasis; mitochondrion organization. The record is from RefSeq and is a predicted model, not a curated record. Gene Ontology annotation, cellular component: mitochondrial inner membrane. Lineage: Eukaryota; Fungi; Ascomycota; Sordariomycetes; Glomerellales; Glomerellaceae. The transcript has 3 exons. The coding region runs from base 1 to 1836 and encodes 611 amino acids.
AUGAGAGCUUUGUCUAUUUUCUCGCUCCCGCUGCGCCGGGUCACCACUCGUCAACCAUGGACCUGCUCCGAAUGUCGCGCCGGCCCGUUGACGCAGAAAUGUAGCCGGGCAUCAGCACAGCAGCAACGAUUCGGCAACACCGCCGCCCGCGGAUUCUCGUUGACGAGCACAAAGGCCGCAGCUGCAAGGGCGGCAUCGAAGAACGGCAGCGGUCGGAAGGGUGGUCGCGUGUGGCUCCUUGCUUCGGGUGGCGGCGCUGCGGCAGCGGGUGCGCUUGCCUUCACCGACGAUAUCAAGCACGGCUACGAAGCGGCGGAACGCGCAGGUCGGGUCGCUGCCGCGCUCGCAGUGUGUAUCAACGAUUACCGAACGACUCUCAACCAGAAGGAAAAUAUCGAGGACCCCGAACUGCAGUCUAAGAUCCUGAAAGACUGCCACCAGCGAUGCGCCGAUCGAACAUUGAAGGUCUUGGAGAAAAAUGGCGGCAUCUUCAUCAAGCUGGGCCAACACCUUAGUGCAAUGAACUACCUCCUCCCGCAAGAGUGGACGAACACAUUCAUUCCCCUACAGGACAAGUGCCCCGUAUCGUCCUUCGAAUCGAUUGAGGAUAUGUUUCGGAAGGAUAUUGGCAAAGAGCUCUGGGACUAUUUCUCCGAAUUCUCGAACGAACCGAUUGGCGCCGCGUCUCUUGCGCAGGUACAUACUGCAACCGUGAAGGAAACGGGCAUGCCGGUGGCCGUCAAAGUGCAGCACCCUGGCCUCGGCCAGUGGUCCCAACUGGACCUGGCCCUGACCCGAUUCACUUUCUCGACUCUCAAGCGUUUCUUUCCCGAAUACGACCUUGAAUGGUUGUCCUCAGAGAUGGAUGUUUCGUUGCCGAAGGAACUCGACUUUAGGGAGGAGGCUCACAAUGCCAACCGCACAAGGGAGCACUUCGUCAAACUGCCGGAGCACCCGCUGGUUGUCCCGGAGGUUCUCUGGGCAAAGGAGCGCAUCCUGGUUAUGGAGCGACAGUCAGGACACCGACUGGACGAUCUCGAGUACCUAGACUCCAACGGUAUCGACCGGGACGAGGUCUCUGCUUGUCUCGCGCGCAUCUUCAACGAGAUGAUCUUUGGCCAUGACGCCCCUCUGCACUGCGAUCCCCACGGUGGAAACCUAGCGAUCCGCAAGAACGAGUCCCGGCGCGGUCUCCGCGGCGGACACAACUUCGACAUCAUUCUUUACGACCACGGCCUCUACCGCGACAUCCCGCGCGAUCUCCAGCGUUCCUACGCCAAGAUGUGGCUCGCCGUCAUCGACGGUGACAUGAAGCGCAUGCGCAAGUACGCCAAGGAAGUCGCCAAUAUUAACGAUGAGCAGUUCCCCCUGUUCGCCUCGGCCAUUACAGGCCGUGACUGGAGCGUCCUCAACAGCGAGGGCUCCGUUCUGCAGACCCGCACGGCGGACGAGAAGAAGGAGAUGGGCGACGCGCUGCAGGAGGGGUUGAUUGUCGACCUCGUCCAGCUGCUUGGCCAGGUCCCGCGCAUCAUCCUCCUUAUCCUCAAGACCAACGACCUCACCCGCAGCCUCGAUGAGAACCUGCACACCCGUCAGGGCCCUAUCCGCUCCUUCAUGAUCCUCGCCCGUUACUGCACACGUACUGUGUUUGAGGAGCAGCUUGAGGACUUGAAGCGCCGCGGCUCGCUGCUGUGGCCGCCAAACACUAUCCGCCUCGUCUCGGCAUGGAUCGGCUUCUGGAGGGUCGAGGUCAAGCUCGGUGCCUUUGAGCUAUUCUUGAGUGUCAAAAGGAUGCUUGGAUUAAAGACGGUGGCGUUUCCUGCUCCAGGAAUAUGA